Molecule: messenger RNA, 1719 nt
Organism: Strongyloides ratti
Lineage: Eukaryota; Metazoa; Nematoda; Chromadorea; Rhabditida; Strongyloididae
Product: D-glucuronyl C5-epimerase
Exons: 2
Coding region: 1-1719 (572 amino acids)
Biological process (GO): heparan sulfate proteoglycan biosynthetic process
Cellular component (GO): Golgi apparatus
Molecular function (GO): heparosan-N-sulfate-glucuronate 5-epimerase activity
Source: RefSeq, a predicted model, not a curated record
AUGAUUAUACGAUCGAGAAAAUUAUUCUUGAUUUUUAUAUUUUUUAUAUUUAUAUUUUUUGUAUAUUUACAAUUCAAAACAGGUGCAGAGUAUGACAAAUUAAAUACCUUUAAAGAGAUUGAAAAGAAGUAUCAUUCAAGAAAUGUUAAUUUAGAAGAAAAAAAUACAUGUCUAACUAAAACAAUUUCUUGUGACAUUAAUUUUAAAAAAAAAGUAAAAUGUUAUAAAGAUGAAAGUGAUGUUUACAUUCCAUUUAAACAAGUAAUCAAAAAACAAUUUGAUGUUAGUGGAAAAUUAAAUCAAGAUAUUUUUGAAUGGACAACAUCAUAUGCUAAAGUAAAAGUACCUGAUAAAGGAGAAUAUAAUACAACAGGAACUUUUGGGCAUUUUGCUUCAUAUAAAGUUGAAAAAAGGAGCCGUGUUAAAUGUAUAAGUGGUGAGGAAAAUGUUCCAAUGUCAAUACAAUGGGAUAGUAAACCAUAUUAUUAUGUUAUACAAAUAUGCCAAUAUGCUCUUCAACAUUAUAGUGUAUACAUGGGUUAUGAUAAAAAACCAGAAAAAUUAAUUAGUCAACCAUAUUUUAUAUAUUCUAGAAAUUCAGUUAUAACAAUAAAAGAAGAUUUUAAUCAAUCAGUAUUAAAAUGUGAAUCUGAGGAAGGAUCUGCAUUUUUUAAUCUUCGUAGAGAUCCAAUUUUAUCAGUAUUAUCAUUUAUAUGGAAACCAGAUAAUGAUAAACAAUAUUUUUCAGUUGUAGCAAAAGAAAAUAGAUUUAAUAUGACAGCAAUUGUAUAUUAUAUCUUUGGUAAUGAUGAUCGUUGUGUUUGGGUUAAAGAAAAUUCUAAUAUAGAAAUAUAUUAUACACUUGGAAAUUUUGAAAAAAAAGAAUAUCAUAUUUUGAGAGAUAUUUUAGUUGAUGUUUAUAAAGGUUUAUUACUUACAAAUAAAAAAAAUUCAAUUACACAAAAUCCAUUUAAAAUUGGUGAUGUAACAGUAGUAAAAUUAACAUUACAUUUUAAAGAACCUGGUAUUCAAUCAAUUUCAAAUACUGUUAAUCAAUCUUCUACUGCAGAAAUGGAGAUGUUCAUGAAAGCAGCUGAUUGGUUAGUUAAAAAUCAAGAAGAAGAUGGUGGAUGGAACGUUUCUGUUUCAAGAUCAAUAGCUGAUAAUAAGUUACUACUUCAAUCUGGAUGGAGAAGUGCAAUGGGACAAGGUCAUGCUCUAAGUGUUUUAUCUCGAGCAUAUAAUUUUUCUAAUGGUAAUAAACAAUAUUUUGAAACAGGUCUUAAAUCAUUAAACUUAUUUAAAAAAAAUGCAUUACAAAAUGGUGUUACAAAUAAUUUUUUUGGUUUUAAAUGGUAUGAAGAAUAUCCUACAACACCAGGAACAUUUGUUUUAAAUGGAUUUUUAUAUUCACUUAUUGGAUUGUAUGAUUUUUCAAAAAUUAAAUUACCCGGAAAUGAUGCAGAAAUUCUUUUUAAUGAUGGUAUAAAAUCAUUGAAGGCAUUAUUACCAUUAUAUGAUACGGGAAGUGGUUCAUUAUAUGAUUUAAGGCAUGUUGGUAUUGGAACAGCACCAAAUUUAGCUAGAUGGGAUUAUCAUGCUGUUCAUGUUUAUCUAUUAAAAUGGAUUUGUAAUAUAAUAAAAGAUUGUGAUGAUAUUGAUACAGUUGCUAAUAGAUGGAUAGCUUACUCAAAUGGUAUUCGUGCAAAACAUAACUAA